UAUCCUCUCUCCCCCAUCUAUUCUCCCCCUCUCCUCCCCCUCUCGCAUCUCUCUCUCCCUCUCCGCUACACUCGCUCACGCCGCUCAUCAUUACUCGCCUUUCAGACGCCGAGAAGAGGCAGCGUCUGUCGGUCACGGGAAGACGUUCAGCCGAGAAGAGCCGGGCGGUUCUCCAGCCGUACUCCUGCCCAUCGCUACCCACCCUCCCACCCGUAUACCUACCAGGCUGACCGUAUUCCUACCAUGCUGCCCGUGUACCUGCUCGCCUGCCCACCCACCUGCUGCUCGCCUGCUCAACUAUCUUAACAACAACCUUCCCAUUUCACCCAACUACUCAGAACACCUACCCAGCCAGCUCGCCCAACUACCAGCCCAUCCACCUGCCCACCUUGCCCGCCCAUCCAUCCACCUACCUGCCCACCUGUCUGCCCACCUACCUGCCCACCUGUCUGCCCACCAACCUGUCCACCUGUCUGCCCACCUACCUGCCCACCUGUCUGCCCACCUACCUGCCCACCUGUCUGCCCACCAACCUGCCCACCUACCUGCCCACCUACCUGCCCACCUACCUGCCCACCUGUCUGCCCACCUCUCUGUCCGCCCGCUCAACCGGCAGCCCAGCUCAGUGUCCUCCCGUCCAACUAAUUAAUCCACCCGUAAAACUACCUGCCCAACUACCCGUGCCCAUCCACCUAGGACUGCCGUUCACUCAACUACCUGCCCACCUGCCCGUCCACCUGCCCGCCCCGUCACAGAGGCGUGAAGGCGACGCCACCGAACGGGAGGAGAGCGACUCGAGGGGGGAGACCAACCGAUUCGGGAUCCUUCUCCACGGCGAGCUGCGCGUUAUUGGCAGUGCCCGCCAUGAGCGUGUGCAGCAGAGGCAGCGGCCGCCGGCGCAGCAGCAGCAGCAGCAGCAGCGUCAAGAACGUCAACGGCGCCGUCGACGCGGGCAGCGACGCGGGCGGUGACGGCGGCGGGAACCCCUCGGCCGAGCCGUCCGUGUGCAGCGAGGCGUUCCCCCGCUCCGCCUACCGCGACGUCUGCCUCAACAUCGGCGGCGUCCGCUUCAGCCUCGACGGCGACCUUCUCUACCGCUUCGCCGACACGCGGCUAGCGCAGCUGUCGCGCUCGACGGACGCCGACGAGCGGCGGCGGCUGUGCGACGACUUCGACCCGCGCGCAAACGGCAACGAGUUCUACUUCGACCGCGACCCCGAGGUGUUCCGCACCAUCAUAGACCUCUUCUACGACGGGGAGAUCCACAUGAACAAGGGCGUGUGCCCGCUCUGCUUCAAGGGCGAGCUCGAGUUCUGGAAGAUCGACGCCGCCUUCCUCGACGACUGCUGCAAGAGCUCCUGCGUCGAGAAGGAGGAGGAGCUCGACGAGAUCGCGCGCCGGGUCCAGCUCAUCCUCGAGGACCAGGGCCACGCGGGCGAGAGCGCCGCCACGCGCGUCCGCAAGGGCCUCUGGAUGCUCAUGGAGAAGCCCUACUCGUCGCUGCUGGCGCGCCUGCUCGCCAUCGUGUCGUUCGCCCUCGUCGUCAUCUCAUCGGUGGUGCUCUGCCUCAGCACCAUCCCCGAGAUGCAGACGGUGGACGCCGCCGGGCGCCACGUGGAGCACCCGACGCUCAACGUCAUCGAGACGGUGUGCAUCGUGUGGUUCACCCUCGAGUACCUGCUGCGCCUGCUCGCCGCGCCGCACAAGCUGCGCUUCGCAGUCUCCUUCAUGAACGUCAUCGACGUGCUCGCCGUGAUGCCCUACUACAUCGGCAUGGCGCUCACGGACUUGGGCGAGGACGCCAACGGCCUCUCCAACAUGCAGCAGGCCAUCCAGGCGCUGCGCAUAAUGCGCAUCGCUCGCAUCUUCAAGCUCGCGCGCCACUCGAGUGGCCUGCAGAUGCUCACGUACGCGCUCAAGGGCAGUUUCCGCGAGCUCAACAUGCUGCUCUUCUACCUGGCCGUGGGCAUCUUCCUCUUCUCGGCGCUGGGCUACACGGUGGAGCAGUACCACCCGGAGACGCUGUUCACCAGCAUUCCGCACUCAUUCUGGUGGGCCAUCAUCACCAUGACCACGGUGGGCUACGGCGACAUCUACCCCAAGACCAACCUCGGCAAGCUGAACGCCGCCAUCAGCUUCCUGUGCGGGAUCCUGGCCAUAGCUCUGCCCAUCCACCCCAUCAUCAACAACUUUGUGCGCUACUACAACAAGCAGAGGGUGCUGGACACGGCCGUCAAGCAUCAGCUGGACCGCAUGGCUAUGGGGGAUCUGCUCAACUUUCCAGAUAACAUGAACGCGGUGGGAGAGUGCGGCGGUGGUGUUGGUGGUGGUGGUGGUGCUGGUGGUGGUUCUGUACGUGGUAAAUUGGUGAGCAAAGUUCACUCGUCCACCCCGCUGCUCAAACCGUCUCAGCACCAGCGAUCCGUGAACCGCAACGUGUGUUGAGAUGUCACGUGGGGAUCAUGGACAAGGUCUGAUCGGCUGUCUCUCAGUCUCUCUCUAGCUGUUCAUCUCUCUCUCUACCUAUCUCUCUCUCGUUUAUCUUCCGACACGUCCGUCACACUUCACCGAUGAAUGUUCUUCGCUACGGCGAGACGGAUACAUGUCUGCUGUCCGAAUCAGAGGCUCCAAGGUACUGGACGUGCCAAAGUAAAAUAUAUCACGAUCCACAGCAGCAGCAGCAGCGAGAUCGUCACGACCGCUGAGGAUAUCCACCGACUGUCACGCGAGUGUCGUGAUUUGAAGCGCCACUCGGCAGUUUGGAGAUCAUGCUCUUGGGCGGUAGAAUCUAUUUUCUGUUGGUAUUUAUUAUUAAUAAUGUUACUUUUUUUCCAGGGGAUGGGGGCGUAUUUGUAUUUAUGAUAGCUGUGUAAUUACAACAACGACGACCAUGAUGAAUACGAUGACGAUGCUUGAUUAUGAUGUCCCUCGCGGUUCGGAGGGCGAUGUACGUUGGACUUCUUUGGCACCGUACGUAGACAACCGUGCGAAUCGGUGGGUGCGGGUGAUGCACGCCGCCGGUGGCUUUUGAGGUGGCCGAGCUGUCCAAUUGUAGAACCGCAGAGCUUUGAGUAGUGGAGGGGGGGGGCACGCGGUUCCAGGUGGAAGUUGAAUCCGCAGUGCCGGGUUGGCUUGCUCGUGCUCAUCACCUGCUGAUGUACGGCCUACAGCGGCCAAUCAGAGAACGCGUCAGAGGGAGGGGGAGAGGGGCGUGGCUUCAUCCAUCAGUGGAUCGACAAUGACUGCCGGUGGUGAUGGUGUUGAUGUGGCCGGAUGGCACGGCACGAUAUUGAGAGCGCACGAGCCGAUUUGGCAAGCUCAAAUGCCAGAAUCAGCAGAGUAUCUCUCUCACACACACACACAAGUGUUAAACACCUUUUUGUUUUGAUCGCAUUUGUAUACUCUGUAUGAUUAGUCAUCUUCUGAGGUUUUAGUCACGCGAUGUUUAUGAUAUCGUGCGAGUGGAAUUCAUUGACCGGCGGUGAUAGUUGUGCGUGUUCGUGUGUGUGCGCGUGUAUGUAUAUAUAUGGAGCGGGGGGAGGUGGUGGCGCAGUUGUUAGCGCACUAAGGUACGAACCAACUGCGCGACCAAUAGCAAUUGGCCCAUAAACUGAACACCGGUCUUGGGCAUCCUCUAGGUCGACUCAACCUUAAGACAUUAGAGUAGCCCCACGCGGUGUGUCGCAAACAUCGGGAGCGGGGAGACAGCAGCGGCCGGGCGUGGUGUUGGCCACCCUAACCCCUCGUGUGACGUUCCGGCCAUCCAUAGGUGCUGCUCGCUAAAAGCACUUGCCCCAACAGCCUGUUAAAAUAUAUAGAGGGCAGGGGCGUUGUCAUUUUACAUAUCAACAGCGCAAAUGGCAAUCGAACACACAAACAAUUGUACUAAUCCGUGAAGACAAUUAAGGAACACAACACCAACAGCACAACCGAUAUAACUUUGUUCGAAUGUUUGUGCAGCUGUGAAUGGGACUCCUCUCUCGCUCCACUGGCAGCCCACCCACCCCCUGCCUGGCUCUCGCCUCCCUCUCGAUGUCGCGCUGUGUGCUCUCCCUCGCACUCUCCCACCCGUCUAUCCACUCUCUCUCUCUCUCUCCCGAGCCGCUCCGGUCACCCCCCCCCCCCGUCUCUCAUCUCGCCGGGCCCGUAGCACAAACCGCUCUACCUCAUUCCACUGCUCGCCACGUGCUGCCGUAAUUCUGGAACACCUCCUCCUCUCACCCCCAUAUCCUCCUACCCCCUCCUCCUCCUCCUCCCUUCUGCUCUACCCCCCUCCUUCCUCCUCCCUCCUCCUCC
Messenger RNA from Petromyzon marinus (sea lamprey), 4296 nucleotides. RefSeq names its product potassium voltage-gated channel modifier subfamily F member 1 (gene KCNF1). Gene Ontology annotation, biological process: potassium ion transmembrane transport; protein homooligomerization; action potential. The record is from RefSeq and is a predicted model, not a curated record. Lineage: Eukaryota; Metazoa; Chordata; Hyperoartia; Petromyzontiformes; Petromyzontidae. Gene Ontology annotation, molecular function: voltage-gated potassium channel activity; protein binding. Gene Ontology annotation, cellular component: membrane; voltage-gated potassium channel complex.